This is a messenger RNA of Ixodes scapularis (black-legged tick), 495 nucleotides long. RefSeq names its product 60S acidic ribosomal protein P2 (gene RpLP2). Lineage: Eukaryota; Metazoa; Arthropoda; Arachnida; Ixodida; Ixodidae. Gene Ontology annotation, molecular function: structural constituent of ribosome. The coding region runs from base 111 to 455 and encodes 114 amino acids. Gene Ontology annotation, cellular component: cytosolic large ribosomal subunit; ribosome. The transcript has 4 exons. The record is from RefSeq and is a predicted model, not a curated record. Gene Ontology annotation, biological process: cytoplasmic translational elongation.
CCUGAGUCGAGAAUACAAAGGGCUGCUCAAGCGCCGCGUGGUGAGCAAGUUUCUUUCCCUCAUUUUUGCUGCGGUGUUGAAGACGUUUCGUGUCCUCGCGACUUAAAAAAAUGCGUUACGUCGCCGCUUAUCUCCUGGCCGCGAUGGGCGGAAACAAGGACCCAUCGGCUGCCGACGUCGAAAAGAUACUCGGCAGCGUCGGCAUCGAAAGCGAUGCCGAGCGCGUCAAAAAGGUGAUCAGCGAACUCAAGGGGAAGUCUGUCGAAGACGUCAUCGCCAAGGGCAAGGAAAAGCUGGCGUCUAUGCCGUCCAGUGGAGGCGGUGCUGCUCCUGCUGCUGCAUCUCCGGCCGCUGGCGGUGCUGCCGCUGCGCCCAAAGAAGCAGCCAAGAAGGAGGAGAAGAAAGAAGAAUCCGAGGAGUCCGGAGACGACAUGGGCUUUGGCUUGUUUGACUAGAGGCCCCCUCAAUAAAACCAACAUCUCCAUCAGCCGCCAA